Molecule: messenger RNA, 1251 nt
Organism: Linderina pennispora
Lineage: Eukaryota; Fungi; Kickxellomycota; Kickxellomycetes; Kickxellales; Kickxellaceae
Exons: 1
Coding region: 214-1155 (313 amino acids)
Biological process (GO): exocytosis; vesicle fusion
Cellular component (GO): plasma membrane; SNARE complex
Molecular function (GO): syntaxin binding; SNAP receptor activity
Source: RefSeq, a predicted model, not a curated record
GCUAACCAUGUCUAGACAUGGACACACUAUUUAUGCCUCGUCUAGGAGAAUAGCUGGAGAUUGUCGCUACUUCACGAAGUAAACAAAAAUAUCGGAAACGACGCUCAGGCGCCAACUGAUUUUCGGGCCAUUUCUUCGCGCCCUUCUUGUCUCCACAAAUAUACCCAUUUCUAUUUUUACCUCAUACUUUUUAACCCUCUUAGAGUUUUAGAGAUGUCAAACUACCGUGGCUACAAUUCCGGCGCAUCUGGCAAUGAUGGCGGCUCAUAUGGAAACAGCGGUCGUGCCGGUGGCUCCUAUGGCAGUCCCAAUAGUGCUGCUGGCAGCUCUGGCGGCUUCCGUCGCUACGGAGGUGCUAGCUCCCGCUACAAUGCUAGUGGCGGUGGUAGCAACGACAGCUACGGCGACAGCAGCCAACAGCGUCAGUAUGACGAUUCGGACGAAGAAGUCGACUUCAUCAAGACAAAGAUUACCAAGGCCAAGCAGGACACCUUGGACUCGACCCGUAAUGCGCUGCGCACACUGCAGCAGACUGAGGAUGUGGGUGUCAAGACCCUGACGAAGUUGGGCGAGCAGACGGAGCAGCUGAACCGCAUCGACCGCACAAUGGAGAUGACUAGCUUGCAGGCCGAGAGCUCGGUGGAGCAGACAGGCAAGCUGCGCACACUCAACAAGUCGAUUUUCCACGUUCAUGUCAAGAACCCGUUCAGCGGCAAGAAGCGCCGUGAAGCAGAGAUGGCAAAGCUUGAGGCCGAACAGGAGCGUGUGCGCCUGGCCGAGGAGCGCAAGCUGCAAAACGACCACGAGUCGCGUAACCGGAUCGGCCAAUUUACGAACCCGAACGGGCUCCGGGCCGCCGGCCCACCAGGCCGCAUGACGGCCGAUGGCCACACCAUUGUGUCAGACACCGGUAUGUCAAGGUCGGAGCGCUCAAAGUAUACCUUCGAUGACAACGAGGAUCCCGAGAUUGAGAACGAGAUCAACGAUAACCUGAAUGAGAUGAGCUCGGCGCUGGGUCGCCUCAAGGACCUGUCUCUGGCCACGCAGCGUGAGCUGAAUGCCCAGGAUGACCCGCUCCGGCGUAUCACUGAUACAACUGACAAGACCAGCGACAACAUCGGCGUUGCUCGGUACCAACUCAGCCGCAUCAAGUAGCCAAUGUAAGGGGGCUUUCACUUUAUUUUCCUUUUUCCUUCCAAUAUACUACCACCAUUACAUUACCUGGAAUCUAGACGAACAUUCCAUAUUAUC